This is a messenger RNA of Varanus komodoensis (Komodo dragon), 3605 nucleotides long. It is a transcript of the gene NRL, whose product is annotated as neural retina leucine zipper. Gene Ontology annotation, molecular function: DNA-binding transcription factor activity, RNA polymerase II-specific; RNA polymerase II cis-regulatory region sequence-specific DNA binding. The record is from RefSeq and is a predicted model, not a curated record. The transcript has 3 exons. The coding region runs from base 61 to 861 and encodes 266 amino acids. NCBI's taxonomy places the organism in Eukaryota, Metazoa, Chordata, Lepidosauria, Squamata, Varanidae. Gene Ontology annotation, cellular component: nucleus. Gene Ontology annotation, biological process: regulation of transcription by RNA polymerase II.
GGGGCCCUGGCACGGCAGGAAGGGGAACGGCUGGAUCCUGGGAGCUAGGAAAGGACCCCGAUGGAUGCCCAAACCAACAGGAUGAGUGCCCUGCCUCCCAGCCCACUGGCGCUGGACUACCUGGACGACUUCGACCUGAUGCGGCUGGAGGUGAAGCAGGAGGGGGCCCGGCUCGGGAGCAGCUCGUCCCUCAGCUCCACCCCCUGCAGCUCCGUGCCGCCCUCGCCCACCUUCGACAAGGCCGCGGACCCCAAGUCCAGCCUGGAGGAGCUCUACUGGAUGGCCACCCUGCACCAGACGCUGGCCGCGGCCGCUGCGGCGGGAACCGGCCCCGAGGGCCCCCUGGGGCCGGGGCUGGACGAGGCCGUGGAGGCGCUCCUCGGGGUGCCCGUGGCUGAGGGGGGACUCCGCGGCGGGGCGCCCCCCCAGCUGCAGGGCUACUUGGGAACUGCGGAGGGGCUCGGCGGCGAGCAGCAGCAGCUGCCGCUGCUGUCCGACCGCUUCUCCGACGCCCAGCUGGUCUCCAUGUCGGUGCGCGACCUCAACCGGCAGCUGCGCGGCUUCGGCAAGGAGGAGGUGCAGCGGCUCAAGCAGAAGCGGCGCACGCUGAAGAACCGCGGCUACGCCCAGUCCUGCCGCUACAAGCGCGUCCAGCAGCGCCACAUCCUGGAGGCCGAGAAGUGCCAGCUGGCCCAGCAGCUGGAGGCCCUGCAGGCCGAGAUGGCCCGGGUGGCCCACGAGAGGGACGUCUACAAGGCCCGGUGCCAGAAGCUGCUGGGCGAUGCGGCCGGGGGGCACUGUGGGGAGGGGGCGGAGCCUCCGGCCCCCCAGCCUCCCUCGCUGGCCCAGUUUUUCCUAUGAGCGGCCCCGCGGCGCUGCCUUCCCGGCGCGACGGCCUGCGGGAGACGGACUCGGCCAACACACCUUUCCCCCACCUGGCCCGUCGGGGGCGCUGUGGGCACAGGAGCGGCUGCCCCCGGUCCCUCCCGCAGGGGGCCACGCGAACUGAGGCGCCGUGUCUGCACUCCCCUGCCCCUCCACCGGGCGGCGCACAAGCGCAUCGCCCGCCUGGCCGCUGACCAUGGGCCUUUCCACCCGCGAGCACCAUCUCAGGGUUUGGCGCUGUCAUGUCUCCCCCUUCAAGGCAUCCUGGGAACCGCAGUCUGGGGGGGGGGCUGAGGAGUCUCUGAGAGCAGGGGUGCCCAGCCUGUGCCCCAUGGCCCUCAAGCAGAGUUGCGUAGCCCCCAUGAUGCCCUGCCCCCAUCAAGAAAUUUGCCCCCGCUCGGAGCAACCCCGAGAUGGCCGAUCGGCGGUCCCUGCCUCUUUCUGAGGUGCUCCUUUGACUCCCACGUCCUCUGCAGGGGCAGAGGCCUUUCAGCCUCUGGGCUGCUCCCACAAUCUGGCCUUUGGGGCUGGAAAAAUUGUGUGGCCCUCCGGGAGAGGUCCGUAGCCCACUUCCAAAGACUGCAAUUCCCAGGGCUCAGUCCCAGGCAAGUCUGCACACGCCCCAGCGUCUCAGCCGUGUUGCCAAGUCCUCCACCGCCGGGCCGGCCUUAGCAGCACCUUCGAAACUGGUUAGCCACACGCUCCCAGUUCUGUGCAGGAAAACCAGCUUAGCGGCAUGGAAAUGCAGACGUGUCUCGGGAACGGGUUAUGCUGCCUGGAUCAGGUUUCCCUGCACAAGAGUGAUAGUCCCGUGAAGACGAAAGCAUGGCGGAGGACCCUUUCGGCAACAGGUCUUGCCAAAAAGGAAAAGACCUCUUCUUUUUCGGCUGGUCACCUGCAGCCUUCAUCUUUUGGCUCCGGUGGUCCCCUUUUCCGGCCUGGGGAAACAUACAGGGAAGGGAGCCAGCUGGUGCUGCAGCAUCCAUAGGUAGAACUUUCUGGAAAGAUCCCCGGGGAGGAAGCACAUGAUGCUGUUGCUAGGCAACCACCACCUCCUCCCCACCCUGUACCUUCCCUGCCCCGGCAAAGCCACAGAAUUCCUGCAGGGAAUCUGGACCAUUUUGUGCGGAAAGGGAAAACUGGGAAAAGCAAAGAGGGGUGAAAGGGUCUGCUAAGGGGGACCUCAGCGAUGUCUUUGUUCCAAAACAGAGCCACCCUCUCAUCAAUAAAAUAAUAAUAAAAUAAUAUUUUCAAAGCUGCCCAUCUCCCUCUCCCCUCACAUUAAUUUCUCCUGCUUCACCAAAUUCCCGGGAUCAAAUGUGCAUAAAUAUACGUGUAGCCCUUGGGAGCCAGAGAUCCACCUGCCUCUUCUCCACUCUCUUUCUUAUUGCAAGAGAGUCCAAAGAUCAAAGGGCAGUGGAGUGAAAGAAGGAGAUGGCGCCACCGUAAAACAAAACUCUGGGAAAUCUCAAAAGUCCGCUUUCCCCACCACCCACAAAGGGAUCAUUAUAUUAAUUAUAUUUUUAAGCAAUAACAAAAGGCAGGUCCUAUUACAAUAUAGAAAAAAGUUUUUGUGUGACUUUUUGUGUGCUUGUGAGCAUGUUCAGAAUGGAACAUAUUGUGUGUGUGUGUGUGUGUGUGUGUGUGCAUGGGAAGGAGAUCGAUGCUGCAGCUUUGUGUGUGUGUGUACAAUUGCACACCCACAAUUGUGCAGAAGUGCAUUGCUGCAGUUGGGAAUUGUACAUGUAACUGUACCACCGGCUUUGGAGUUUUGUGUGUGCACAAUUAGACACGCGCAGAAGCACAGUGCAAAGAAGCAGUGGUGUGGGGUGGAUUGUGCGGAGGGACUUGGAUCUGCUGGGUUGUGUACGAUUGCACAAAAGCACGGGUUGCCGUGAUGGCCAUGAGCAAAAAUUCCAAAAACCACACUAGGGGAAAACUCAGCACACCAAAACAAGGUGCAACAUUCCGACAUCAAACAAGCUGUUUCUCCUGGGAGAAAACGCUUUUAAUGGCAUCUUGUCUGCUGAAGAGACCUGGAGAUCUCGAAAGCUUGCCUAUUUUGGGCGGCCGAGUAGAGUCAUCACCCUAACGUGGUUUUUGUUGCCGGAGACGUGGUGGUGCCUAUAAGGUGUGCAUAUGAACCUUGCGGGCAAUGUAGGCGUGUGCGCAGUUGUGCAAGUUUAAUCGUGAGCAGGACUGCAUCUACUCAUUCAAGUGUGAUUCUUUAUGUAAGAUACCGUGUCUAAGAGAUCACGGCAGAUUCAGGCCACGUGGGUUGAGGACUGGCGGAGGGGGUUGUUACUGGGCGUGAUUGAAACCUGGAUUAUUGUGUGGAUGGAACCUAACACUUGGGUUGUUGUGUCACGCUAACCAUGAACAACCCCCGAAGAGAACCCACAAUUCUCUUGGGUCGACAGCCGCGCUCGGCCCCUGCAUGUGGCUUGAUAGGAACGUGAUCGUCGUGUCUAGGAGGAUGGUUUGUACGAAACCAUCGGUUGUAUUCGACCUGAAUCUCUCGCCACACCCCGCCCGACGGCCUUUUCCCAUUUUGCUUUUCGGUAUUUUCUACGAUUUGUUUUUGAAAACUCACUUUUAUGCUCUCCAUCUCGCCCAAGUGAAACCACAGAGAGUUCCCAGCUGGUUGGUACCACAGGAGAAAGCAAGGAGAGGCGAUUUUCUGGUAUGCAUGGAUUUUUAAAAAUAAUAAAAGGAUCCUU